Messenger RNA from Elaeis guineensis (African oil palm), 1913 nucleotides. NCBI's taxonomy places the organism in Eukaryota, Viridiplantae, Streptophyta, Magnoliopsida, Arecales, Arecaceae. The record is from RefSeq and is a predicted model, not a curated record.
GGCCCUUUCUAGUCCUCCAUUGUGGCGGCCUCACCCUUUCAUUGCUCCUUCCGUUCGCUCUAUUUAGUGCUCUCUUUGCCUCAUCAUAAAUCCCGCCCACGUCCGCAUAUUCUCUUCAAAAGAGAUCAUUCUCUCUUCUUCUUGACCGUCGAGAGGGGACGGGAAAAGAAAGGAUCGCUUCCAUUCCCAUACCCUCACGGCUCUAUAAGUACACCGAGAACCCUAACGUCUUUGUAUUGUCUCUUUCUUCUCCGCCGAUCGGAAGUCGGACAGGAGAUGGGGGAGUGCUGCAACGAAGGUGGAGGAGGAGGGGUGUCGCAGUCGGCGCGGCCGCCGGCGCUGUUCAGCCCGGAAGCGGCGGUGGACCGCCGGUUCUUGAAGCGGGUGUUCGAUAACGUCCACGGGAACAUCUUGCUUGAUCCGCUGAGUUUGAAGUUCAUAGACACUGAACAGUUUCAGAGGCUACGGGAUCUAAAACAACUUGGUCUUGCAUCCAUGGUCUAUCCAGGAGCAGUACACACUCGAUUUGAACAUUCAUUAGGGGUUUUCUGGCUGGCUGGGCAGGCUGUUCAUUGUCUUCAAGCCUACCAAGGUUUGGAGCUUGAUAUAGAUCAUUUUGAUAUACAAACCGUCAAACUUGCAGGCCUUUUGCAUGACAUAGGCCAUGGACCAUUUAGUCACCUGUUUGAGCGGGAGUUUCUUCCGCGGGUCCUUCCAGGAUCGGAAUGGUCUCAUGAGCAAAUGUCGGUGCAGUUGGUGGACUAUAUAGUUGAUGAACACCACAUUGAAAUUGACUCUGACAGCCUUAGAAAAGUGAAAGAAAUGAUAACUGCCAGCUCUGAGACUGCCAUGGCAAGAAGUUCAAAAGAGAAGCAAUUUCUGUAUGAUAUUGUGGCUAAUGGUCGCAAUGGGAUAGAUGUUGACAAGUUUGAUUAUAUUAGCCGUGAUUGCCGGGCUUGUGGUCUUGGCUGCAAUUUCCAGUACCGGAGAUUGUUGGAAGCCAUGCGUGUUAUGGAUAAUGAAAUAUGCUAUCCAGCUAAAGAGUAUCUUACUAUCCACAAGUUAUUUGCAACACGUGCUGACCUUCACAGAACUGUCUAUACCCAUGCAAAAGUAAAGGCAAUAGAGCUUAUGCUUGUAGAUGCACUUCUAGCAGCAGACAGCUACUUAAAAAUAUCUUCUUUUACUCUUGACCCAUCUCAAUUUUGGAAGUUAGAUGAUACAAUACUAAAAACCAUUGAAACAGCUGACAAGAAACAGCUGAAGGAAUCUGGGGAUAUAAUCCGAAGAAUUCGUCGGAGGGAUUUGUAUCAGUUCUGUAAUGAGUAUGCUGUUCCAAAGGAUAAACUAGAAUACUUCAAGGAUGUGACUCCACGGGAUAUUAUUUGCUCACAGAAAGCUAAUGGAAUAGAACUAAAGGAAGAGGAUCUUGUUGUUAGCAAUGUCAGGAUUGAUUUGACUCGUGGAAGGGAUAACCCUCUUGGGAGCAUUAAUUUCUUUAAGGAUUAUGACAGUGAGAAGAAAUUUACAAUCUCAGAUGAUCACAUCAGCCACUUGUUGCCUGCAUCAUAUCAAGACAAGAUAGUGAGGGUGUAUGCCAAGAAACCUGAAUUGGUAGAGGCAGUAUCGGAGGCCUUUGAAAACUUCCAAUUGAAAACAUAUGGGGUCAAAACACAAGUACAUGAGACACCGGAGAAGAAGAAACGUCGCAAGUAAUGCAGUCCCGUCCAUUUACACGACAACCGUGAAGCUCCAUCUGCUUUAGAAACAUACUUGGUAAUAUUCACGCGUUUUGGGAACGCAAACUCAUUUGUAGUUUAUGGAUUUCGAAUUGCAUAAUGUUACAUGGGAACAUAAAAACAAGCAUUCGUCUUGGUAUUCCUAAUCAUCACCUGGACAACUUACACAAGCAU